AUGGUCAAGAACAAGCUUCUGUGUGCAUUAACGCUGUGUUGCACCAUUCUUGGUACGCAAUGUGAUCCAUCUGCAAGUACAUCGAGUGCUGCGCAAGGGGGGUUUGCUUUCGAAAUGAUCCUGACCAAAUUGAAACUUCUGGAAGAUCGUUUAGAUGGAAACAUGGUAGAAAGAUCGUGCAGUGAGGUUCCCUCUUCCGGCAUAUACACCGUUCAGCCGGAAAAGCCCUUCAAGGAACCAAUUGACGUACUGUGCGAUAAAGAAUUCUUGUCGGGCGGUUGGACCGUAAUACAGCAUCGGUUCAAUGGAUCCACAAACUUCUAUCGCAACUGGCAAGAGUACAAGAACGGGUUUGGCAAUCUGGACGGUGAGUUCUGGCUGGGGCUAGAUCGUAUUUAUCAGCUGACAGUGUCACGACCGUACGAGUUGGUGGUGGUGCUGGAAGAUUUUGAUGGCAAUAAGACGUACGCCAAGUACGAUCAGUUUGAAAUUGGAGACGAGAGCCAAAAGUAUGAAGUGACCAAGUUAGGUCAAUAUUCGGGAACGGCUGGUGAUUCUUUCAGUGCCACCAAGGGCAUGAAAUUUUCGACAUUCGAUAAGGAUCAUGAUACGUGGGAAACGCACUGCGCAGUUACAUUAGCCGGCGCCUGGUGGUACAGCAAUUGCAAUUUAGGCAAUCUUAAUGGAAAAUAUCUUCGAGGAAAAACGGAAGAGGUUGGUACUGGGUUGGGCUGGGACAGCUUUCGAGGGCAGCAUUAUGCAUUGAAAGCAUCAAAAAUGAUGAUUAGACCAAAGAACGUUUAG
Messenger RNA from Anopheles marshallii, 804 nucleotides. Its product is annotated as microfibril-associated glycoprotein 4-like. NCBI's taxonomy places the organism in Eukaryota, Metazoa, Arthropoda, Insecta, Diptera, Culicidae. The transcript has 3 exons. The coding region runs from base 1 to 804 and encodes 267 amino acids. The record is from RefSeq and is a predicted model, not a curated record.